AUGGCAGACAAGGACAGUGUAGAGAAGUUUCUGGACAACAACCCCCAGGUGGCCAAGGAAUAUUUCGAGAAGAAGCUGAAGGCGGAGGUGAUCAGCGCUGCGUUUUCGGAGAAAUUCGAGAUCAAAGACACGGCUUCAUUUAAGGAUGCCACUCAGAUCCAGGAGGCCGCGCUCAUUUUUGAAUUGGUCAAGGAAAUGCAGGGUUCUGAUCCCAUGGAGAAGGCUCUGCACAAGGUGCUCCAGAGAAUUGCCAUCUUGAUCAAGGCAGACAGAUGCAGCUACUUCAGCUGCCGUGCCAGGAACGGCACUCCGGAGCUGGCUACCCUUCUCUUUGACGUGACCCCAACUUCGCAGUUUGAGAAGAACCUGGUGAACCCAGACGCCGAGAUAGUCUUUCCUUAUGAUAUGGGCAUCGUUGGAAUCACAGCACAAUCUAAGAAGCUCCAGAAUGUUGCAGAUGUGAAACAGAACCCUCGCUUCAGCGAUUUUGUGGAUAAAACAACAGGCUAUACCACAAAGAGCCUGCUCAGCAUCCCCAUUGUCAGCGGCAAGGACACCAUCGGCGUGGUCAUGGCUCUGAAUAAACAGGGAGAAAGUGAAUUCUCCAAAGCUGAUGAGGAGCUUUUUAUGAAAUAUGUCAACUUUGCCAGCAUGAUAGUGAUGCAUGCACACACUGCUUACAUGCAUAAUGUGGAGUCCAGGAGGAGUCAGGUGCUGCUGUGGUCGGCCAGUAAAGUGUUUGAAGAGCUGACGGACAUUGAGAGACAGUUUCAUAAAGCCCUGUAUACAGUUAGGACCUAUCUUAACUGUGAAAGAUACUCGGUGGCUCUCCUGGACAUGACGAAGGAGAAGGAAUUCUUUGAUGAAUGGCCUAUUAAACUAGGGGAGCAGGAGCCAUACAAGGGCCCAAAGACACCAGAUGGAAGAGAAGUGAACUUUUACAAACUCAUCGAUUAUCUUCUGGAAGAUAAAGAGGAAAUUAAGGUCAUCCCUACACCACCUGCAGAUCACUGGGCCCUGGUAAGCGGCCUGCCCACAUACGUGGCUGAGAAUGGCUUUAUUUGUAACAUGAUGAAUGCGCCUGCUGAUGAAUACUUCAACUUCCAGAAAGAUGAAGUUGAUGAAACAGGAUGGAAAAUUAAGAACGUCUUAUCGCUACCGAUUGUAAACAAAAAGGAGGAAAUUGUUGGCGUGGCAACGUUUUUCAACAGAAAGGAUGGCAAACCAUUUGAAGAAAAUGAUGAACAGAUCACUGAAGCUCUGACCCAGUUUCUGGGCUGGUCCACACUGAACUGUGAUACCUAUGACAGACUGAACAGGAUGGAAUACAGAAAGGACAUUGCCCAGGAGAUGCUGAUGUACCAGACCAAGGCCACGCCCGCACAGGUUCAAUCCAUUCUGAACACCCAGGAGAAGUUGGACAAAACUCCAGAGGACUGCGAUCAGAAGGAGAUGUAUAAGCUUUUGAGAGGGAACAUUCCAGAAUGUAAAGAUGUGGACUUGCUGGAAUUUCACUUCAGUGACUUUCCUUUGGAAGAGUUUGAUCUUAUCAAGUGUGGCAUCCGAUGUUUCUUUGAGCUCAAUGUUGUGGAGAAAUUUAAAGUACCAGCAGAGGUGUUGACCAGGUGGAUGUAUACAGUCCAAAAAGGUUACCGUGACAUCACCUACCACAACUGGAGGCACGGUUUUAACGUUGGACAGACAAUGAUCUCCCUUUUACUUACUGGCAAAUUGAAGAAGUACUACUCUGAUCUGGAGGCUUUUGCCAUGGUGGCAGCUGGCUUUUGUCACGACAUUGAUCACAGAGGAACAAACAAUUUGUACCAAACCAAGAGUGCAUCUCCUCUAGCCAAACUUCAUGCAACUUCUGUUAUGGAGAGACAUCAUCUUGAAUACAGCAAGGCUUUAAUGGGGGAAGAGUCCUUGAACAUCUUCCAGAACCUUCAGAAGCGUCAGUUUGAGACUGUCCAGCACCUCUUUGACGUCUGCAUCAUCGCCACCGACCUGGCUCUGUACUUCAAGAAAAGAACAAUGUUUCAGAAGAUUGUUGAUGCCACAGAGCAGAUGACUGAAGAACAGGAGAGGGUCAACUUCAUCUCAAACAACCCCACCAGGAAGGAGAUUAUCAUGGCAAUGAUGAUGACAGCCUGUGACCUGUCAGCUAUCACAAAGCCAUGGGAGGUCCAGAGCAAGGUUGCCCUGAUGGUGGCUGCUGAGUUCUGGGAGCAAGGAGACCUGGAGAGGACUGUGUUGGAGCAGCAGCCUAUUCCCAUGAUGGACAGGAACAAAGCAGAUGAGCUUCCCAAGAUGCAGUGCGGUUUCAUUGAUUUUGUUUGCACCUUUGUGUACAAGGAAUUUGGAAGGUUCCAUAAAGAAAUCAUGCCAAUGUUCAACGGCAUGACAAUCAACAGAGGAGAGUGGAAGGCCCUGGCAGAUGUCCAUGAAGCUAAAAUGAAGGCGCUGGAGGAAGAGCAAAAGAAACUGGAGGGGACCCAAGGUGAAAAGGAAGAGGGUGGAUCCAAAUCCAAAACUUGCACCAUAUUUUAG
This is a messenger RNA of Chanos chanos (milkfish), 2547 nucleotides long. RefSeq names its product cone cGMP-specific 3',5'-cyclic phosphodiesterase subunit alpha'-like. The record is from RefSeq and is a predicted model, not a curated record. Gene Ontology annotation, molecular function: protein binding; 3',5'-cyclic-nucleotide phosphodiesterase activity. Gene Ontology annotation, biological process: signal transduction. Lineage: Eukaryota; Metazoa; Chordata; Actinopteri; Gonorynchiformes; Chanidae. The transcript is spliced from 22 exons. The coding region runs from base 1 to 2547 and encodes 848 amino acids.